AUGGAUGUCUGGAUGUAUGUGAUGAUUGUGGUGACAAUUUUCAAUUCAAAUGAGUCCUCAUUUCUAUGGUUUGUUGUGAAGAGAGCUCUCUAUUGGAUGCGAGAGUUAUGUGCGAAACACGUGACGACAAUCACAGCCCAAAUGCCUCUCUUUGGACGCGUGUUGUGGUCUUCGGCGGUGUUUCGGUGCAACACUUCCAACACUUCCGCCAUUUAUGCCAUCAUUCGUCCCAUUCAUUCGUGCACUACAUUCAAGACAUGUCUUCAGAACCACAAAACCAUAAGGAAGUCACUCAUGAGAACAAUGACUCAAAAGUCAGGGAUCGAGGACUCGAAGAGGAAUCUGUUCAGUUGGAAGUCAUUUGUGAUAUCGGGAGGAAUUGUGGCCAUAUUUUUGGUGGCAUUUCUUCAGUUCAAAAGAGAGAAAAUGUUGUCUUUAGAGAAGGAAAGGAGGCGUUCGUUAGGGAAGGCGUCGAUUGGCGGACACUUCGACCUCAUCGACCAAAAUGGCAAACCCUUUACAUCGAAAGACCUGUUGGGCAAAUGGAUUCUCCUGUACUUCGGGUUCACUCACUGUCCAGACAUAUGUCCGGAUGAGAUCGAGAAGAUGGUGAAAGCCAUUGAAUUGGUGAACAAAAUGCCAAAUAUGGGUGAAAUCAAAUCCGUGUUCAUAACAGUGGAUCCCGACAGAGACUCGAGUGAAGCUGUGAAGGGAUACCUCAAAGAGUUUUCCGAAGACAUAAUAGGUUUGACGGGAACCAAGGAUCAAAUCGAUGCGGCCACUCGUGCCUAUCGGGUCUACUACUCUGCCGGACCUCGAGAUCACGAGAACGACUACAUCGUCGACCACACGAUUAUCAUGUAUCUGAUUAACCCGGAGGGAGAGUUCAUCGACUAUUACGGACAGACAAAGACCGCCGAAGAUAUAUCGAGUGGAGUGGCACUCAAUAUGAUUAAGUACGCCAAUCAACACAAGAAAUUCAGUCUCUUUUGAUUGCAUUUAUUAAUAAUUACUUAUUUUAUUGAUUUAUAAAUAAAAGUUAUAUUAAAACUCAUAUAAUGUAUAAAUUGAGUAUUGAAUGACCUCGACAACGGGCC
Oppiella nova is the source of this 1097-nucleotide messenger RNA. Lineage: Eukaryota; Metazoa; Arthropoda; Arachnida; Sarcoptiformes; Oppiidae. The record is from the annotation of a GenBank genome assembly.